This is a messenger RNA of Papaver somniferum (opium poppy), 1346 nucleotides long. Its product is annotated as ribonucleoside-diphosphate reductase small chain-like. Gene Ontology annotation, molecular function: oxidoreductase activity. Lineage: Eukaryota; Viridiplantae; Streptophyta; Magnoliopsida; Ranunculales; Papaveraceae. Gene Ontology annotation, biological process: deoxyribonucleotide biosynthetic process. Bases 135 to 1127 code for a protein of 330 amino acids. The transcript has a single exon. The record is from RefSeq and is a predicted model, not a curated record.
CUUAUAAAUGCUCUCGCUAGAACCUAAUCCCCAAAAUCAUCUUCAAACCCAUCGCCUCCCUUGAAAAAAAACCCUAGCUUCUUCAAUCCCAAAAUUUUUCUUUCAGAAAUCCCCUCCCUAAUUUCUUCUUCAAAAUGCCUGCAAUGAUAGAAGAGCCAAUCCUAACCCCAAACCCAGACAGAUUCUGUAUGUUUCCAAUUCAAUAUCCACAAAUCUGGGAGAUGUAUAAAAAAGCAGAAGCAUCAUUCUGGACAGCAGAAGAAGUAGAUCUAUCACAAGAUCAGCGUCAAUGGGAAGCCUUAACCCCAGACGAGCGUCACUUCAUUACUCAUGUUCUUGCUUUCUUCGCUGCUUCAGAUGGAAUCGUGCUUGAAAAUCUGGCGGGCCGUUUCAUGAAAGAAGUCCAAAUCUCUGAAGCCCGAGCCUUUUACGGUUUUCAGAUCGCCAUCGAGAACAUUCAUUCCGAGAUGUACAGUCUGUUAUUAGAAUCUUACAUCAAAGAUUCGAACGAGAAGAAUCGAUUGUUUCGUGCAAUUGAGACCGUUCCUUGUGUGAAGCGAAAGGCGGAUUGGGCAUUAAAAUGGAUCGACGGUUCAGAGACUUUCGCAGAACGAAUCAUAGCCUUUGCUUGUGUCGAAGGAAUCUUCUUUUCAGGUAGUUUCUGUGCGAUAUUUUGGUUAAAGAAACGUGGUUUAAUGCCUGGUUUAACUUUCUCGAAUGAGUUAAUCUCGCGAGAUGAAGGUUUACACUGUGAUUUUGCUUGUAUGCUGUACGGGCUAUUGAAACAAAAGUUAAGUGCAGAGAAAGUCAAAGGAAUUAUUGCAGAUGCGGUUGUGAUUGAAAGAGAGUUCGUUUGUGAUGCUUUGCCUUGUGCUUUAGUUGGAAUGAACGGUGAUUUGAUGAGUCAGUACAUCGAAUUUGUUGCUGAUCGCUUGCUCCAAGCCCUUGGAUAUAGCAAACUAUAUAACGUUUCUAAUCCGUUCGAUUGGAUGGAACUCAUCUCUUUACAAGGGAAGACCAAUUUCUUCGAGAAGCGUGUUGGAGAGUAUCAGAAGGCAUCUGUUAUGUCCAGUUUGAAUAUCAACGGUGGUGAUACUCAUGUAUUUAAGUUAGAUGAAGAUUUUUAAUUGUAUUAAUAUCGUAAGGCGAGGAAUUCAUCUUGUUUUUAUUUAAGGGUUAGACGUGGUUAGGGUUGGUUUAUGUUUAGGUAAUGUCGGUAGUACUAGAUCAUAUGGUUGCUUUUGUUUUUCUACUUUUAGUUUUUGCUUUCUGUUUGCGGGUUCAGUGUGUUUUAAAUAAAAUUAAGUUUGUAAUUAUCUUAUUAUUAUUAAUUAUCUUUCGUCUGA